Messenger RNA from Trematosphaeria pertusa, 2074 nucleotides. RefSeq lists its product as uncharacterized. The record is from RefSeq and is a predicted model, not a curated record. Gene Ontology annotation, molecular function: metal ion binding. Bases 113 to 1729 code for a protein of 538 amino acids. The transcript is spliced from 6 exons. NCBI's taxonomy places the organism in Eukaryota, Fungi, Ascomycota, Dothideomycetes, Pleosporales, Trematosphaeriaceae.
GAAAACCUUCACCUUGGGAAAUGAACAACGCAACUUCCCAAACUUAAGUCGGAGGAGACUCCGCAAUUAUUUUCUGGAAGACGCCGCAACCCGCAGCGGUGCAUCAAUUUCGAUGGCUGGUGCAACCACGCUGGGGGACGGGAAGCUUGACUCCUUGGAUACGCGCCUCGAGCAAUUCAAGCUGAACAAUCAAACGAAUCAGAAUGACCUCCAGAGUAUCCUGAAAGAAUACAGUCAAUUGCUUGACGACUACAAGGCUCUCAAGGACUCUUAUGAAGAGAAGGGCAAUACUGUGACGAAUGGAGCAGCAAUUGAAACUGACACUACCCGCCGCCCUUAUAUUCUUGUCCUCAUUGACGGCAAUGGAUAUAUCUUCAACGACGAACUUGUCCGAGACAAGGAAGAGGGCGGAAUGCGUGCUGCAAGAAUGCUCAAUGAUGCCGUAGAGAAAUAUCUACGGGAGUCGCUGCCGCAGGCUAGGGAUGCUCGCGUAAUCGUUCGCCUUUACGUUGACCUUACCAAUCUCUCGAAGCAGCUGGCGAAGUCCAAAUUAGUCGGCCUGGAGAAGCGGUCGCUAGCUCCGUUCGCAGCCGCGUUCACGCGCGCUAUGCCGUUGUUCGAUUUUGUAGACGCACUCGACGAAGAGGGAACCAAAUUCAAGAUUAGAGAAACCUUGAAACUAGCCGCGGACGAUAGCGCUUGCAGCCAUAUUCUAUAUGCUGCCUGCCACGAUAGCAGCUAUCUUCCCUCGCUAGUCCCUUAUAGUGGCCUGCGAAACAAAAUCACGCUUAUCCAAGGCGCGGGCUUCAACUCGGACUUCUUUCAGUUCAGCCUCAACAUUACGCAGUUCCCGACUAUCUUCCGGUGGUCAGGGCUCUCCUCAGCGACAACAUCCACCAAAGGACCUGCCGCUAAUUUCGUCGAUCGCACUGCUUCUCCGCUCAAGGCCAAGGUUCAAUCAAAGCAGACGCAAAAUCAAUCCGCCCUUCGCAAUGAGAACCCGUGGGGCAAUAAUGCCUUUGGCACCGACACCACCUUUGGAGUCGACGACAUGUCUCCUCAAGGAAGCAAUAGCUUCACCGACGGCAGCGGGAGCGCUUGGAACAACAAAUCCGAUAGCCAACAGAAUUUUCAAACACUCUGCAAGUAUUAUCAAAAGGGCUACUGCCGCUUCGGCAACAAGUGUAACUUCAAGCAUGUGCCUAAAGGGCUGGGUGCGUCGGACCAAUCACCGAAUGGGGUUACUCUCGACCGCUCCAAUGUAUCCUCCUCCCUUCCCACAUCCGUCGUCCCUGGCUUUAUCCCUUUGAACAAGGACGGUCAACGCAUUGAUGCCUUCAUUCGACCUCCCACCCAGGACGAGUGGGCUACCUAUCAAGCACGCUUCCGCCGCCAGAAGCCUUGCAACAGCCAUCACCUCCAAGGCGUUUGUACGCAGUUCAACUGCCCUUACGACCACAGCGAAUUAGAACCCGAGACCCGCCACUGCCUUGAGUAUGUCCUGAAGUGUAACCCAUGCACGAAGAAAGGUGGUUGCCGUGUUUCGGACUGCUUCUACGGACAUGUCUGCCAGAAAGAUGAUUGCGUCGGUCAGAUGAAGGGCUGCCGCCUCAAGUUCGAGCAACAUAACGUGGACCCGAAGCUCGCUUCUAUGGUACCGGCCGAAGACGAUGAGGUGGUUCAUGAUGACGAUGUGCAGACACCGAGCGAUAUGAACGCUAUGUGGUAGAGCAACGCAGCUCUACAUAUCAUUAGCAUGGCGCUAGCGACCUUGGAUAUCCAAAAGUCGCUCUCUCUCUCUUCUGUAAUGGUUCACUUGGAACCAGUGCGUAAAUGGUAAGCGCGAUGGAAAAUCGGUAACGGAUGGCAAUGGAUCAUCAAAAUUGCUCUUGGGGUGGUUGGCCAGUUAAGGUGGGCCCUACUUUAGGUAGGCAGGUCGCACAAGUCAACACAGAGUGAUAUAAAAGCCACGGUACUUUGACCCAGGAUGACGGUAAAUGCCUUCAUCCAUAGCUGCAGAUUGGUGUAUUUAAUAUCGGAUCUUUUGUCUUUGAAUAGCAGACUUCUGUUUACG